Molecule: messenger RNA, 2164 nt
Organism: Caenorhabditis sp. 36 PRJEB53466
Lineage: Eukaryota; Metazoa; Nematoda; Chromadorea; Rhabditida; Rhabditidae
Source: the annotation of a GenBank genome assembly
AUGGACGCCACGUGGGGCAUCCGUGUGUCGAGUAUGCGACUCAUUAGUAGGAUAUAUGCGAGCUAUAUGCGAGCUAUAUGGAGGCACGCCGCGCAGCCAGAAAUGAAAAAUGGGUCGCGCACGGCCCAUGCGCUCCCCCCGCAAACUCGAUCCCCUGCCCCUAUUACCGUACCCUGCGCGCGCUUUCGUGUUUUCCCAUCCCUGCUGAUACUGCUAGCAGGGGCUUGCAUGACAAAAUGCGCGCGUUCUCGCCAAGGGGAGCGACAGGCUAGAACGGAACGGUCUAGAGAUAGAGUACAAGUACAUGUUCAAUGUAUAGCAGAAGACACUCCGUCCGAACAACUUUUUGACUAUCAGCAUCAUUUGAAAGCAAAUUACUGAUUUUUGCUGUGGCUAAUAGAUGUUCUUCUGUUCAGACGAACUGUUGAGAGGACCGUCUCAUGCUGCUGCCGGAGUGUCAGCAGGAAGAGAAUCAAAUGACUACGUUCUCAAAGUCAGAUUGAACGAGUCAACUGUUUUUGUAGCCUAGACAAAUCCACGGAGCAUUUUGUAUGAAACUUUUAUGAAUGGGAUACUAUUGAAGCUGGGAUAUACUCUACCCAGGGCCAGGACUCAAGCGUUUUCUCCAGAGAACAAGCGCUCACUGUCUAUCGCUACGAAACAUCACUGAGAGAGUUUUUUGACAAGAGAAACCAUCUAAGCAAUAUAUUUUGUAAUUCAUGAUCUGAUUCGUGAUAAAUACACUGCAUCGGCUAUACUUCUGCUCGCAGUUCUGCAGAAUAGUCGCCUUGUAACGGCGGCGACGCUAGCACUUUCUCUCCGCUGUGUACGCAUAUAACUCCCAUUAUGGAUCCCCCGCGAACGGCAGCAGCGAACAGCACUGCGGCAGCCGCUGGGUAAGAUGGGGCACGCGCGAUCCACGCUCGGGCGUCGCCAGCAGAGGCAUAUAUCACACACGCGCGAAGCAUAUUGCCCUGUCGCUUCCCUACGGAUCCAUUAUGCCUGCUAUGUGCGCGCUCAUCCACGUUUCAUCCACGGAGUAUCCAUAAUGGACCGUGCGCGAUUCACCUGUGCCGGCUACACAGGAAAAACGGCAACACUCGGAAAUUACCGGGCGAUCACCGAAUUUACGGUUUCAAGAAGCCGUAAAUUCCGUAAAAUCCGUAAAAUCUGUAAAAUCCAUGAAGCGUACUGUUUUGGCAGGAAUUGAAAACUAGCAUACAAUUCAAUAUAAUUCUGUCUUUUCUAUAGUCCCUAUCGCUUUUUUGAACGUUUUGGUGUCUUUUGAUGCCUAAUCUUGUUCUUACUGAUCAAAUCAGGCAUUUCUGAUUUUAGAGACAAAUAGUACAAAAGUAAUAGAUUUGAGAAAAAUCUCGUUCAUCACAAAAAAUUUGAAAAAAAAACCACCGUUAACGUAAAAUCCUUGCCCUGAUCCCAAAUCAUUGGCAUACAGGCUGUUAUCGGCGGUAGGCAGUACUGUUGUUGUCAUAUUAUUUUUUUUCAUUUCUACGUGGCUUCUCCCAGUAACCUUUGCCUCCAUUUCCACGUGGGAAUUCGGAAAAGAGCAAAGAAUGGAACCAUUUCAAACUUACAUCCUGCUUGUUUAUAGCAAUUAGGAGGUGAGCGUUUUUUAUUUUCCAUUCCUCGCGCAUGUUCGAAUCGAAAAAUACGUUUCAGGACAAAAAUGGGAGACAAGAAACCGACGGUGAAUGCUGCUCCCGCGCCCGCUCCGGCUCCGACCGCCCCUUCCGCUGCUCCAUUCCAGGACGCCGGAGUGAGCACUUUGAUGAACAAGCCCGGAGAGCCGCCGUUCAAACUGGCGCUCAGUCUCAACAAAAUCGAGUUCAAGUGCGCGGACGACCGCAAGCCGGUGUGCGUGCUCGUCAAGCUGCACAAUCCGACGGCCGACCUCGUCUCGUACAAGAUUCGCUGCACGUCGGCCGACAUCUUCCGUGUGCAGCCGCCGAUCGGACUCGUCAAAGCCAACGAGACGGUCGUGAUCGGUUUCUGGUACCAGAACCAGGACAAGAAGGACUCGAUGACCAAGAACCACUACUUUGCCUUCUACCACACUCGCUCCGACGGACGGCAGCCGCGCGAUCAAUGGCUCACCGCGAAGAUCGAGGGCGUCCGCCGUCUGCCCGCCUUCUUCUUGACCAAAUAA